This is a messenger RNA of Oncorhynchus keta (chum salmon), 341 nucleotides long. RefSeq names its product nesprin-1-like. Gene Ontology annotation, cellular component: nuclear outer membrane; cytoplasm; meiotic nuclear membrane microtubule tethering complex. Gene Ontology annotation, molecular function: actin filament binding. Gene Ontology annotation, biological process: nuclear migration. The transcript is spliced from 3 exons. The record is from RefSeq and is a predicted model, not a curated record. The annotation marks the transcript as partial. NCBI's taxonomy places the organism in Eukaryota, Metazoa, Chordata, Actinopteri, Salmoniformes, Salmonidae.
GGCCGCCACAGAGGAUCCACUGGGUAUCCAACAUCGGCACCGCCCUCAGGUUCCUAGAAGGCAGGAAGAUCAAGCUAGUCAACAUCCAUGCCACUGACAUAGCAGACGGUCGACCAUCCAUUGUCCUGGGGUUGAUUUGGACUGUCAUCCUCUACUUCCAGAUCGAGGAGUUGACCAGUAACCUGCUAGCCCUGGAGGCCCUGUCCAGCAGCACCUCCUCAGUGGACAGCAUGGCCAGUAGCUCAGAGACAGGCAGUCCCGCCUUAAAGAGGGAGGUGGCACCCAAGAAGUUCCAGGGCAAUGCCAAGAAGGCCCUCCUCAGAUGGGUACAGAGCACUGCU